Molecule: messenger RNA, 5058 nt
Organism: Rangifer tarandus platyrhynchus (Svalbard reindeer)
Lineage: Eukaryota; Metazoa; Chordata; Mammalia; Artiodactyla; Cervidae
Source: the annotation of a GenBank genome assembly
AUGAAACUGCGUGGAGUCAGCCUGGCUGCCGGCUUGUCCUUACUGGCCCUGAGUCUUUGGGGGCAGCCCGCAGAGGCUGCGGCUUGCUAUGGGUGUUCUCCAGGAUCAAAAUGUGACUGUAGUGGUAUAAAAGGAGAAAAGGGGGAGAGAGGAUUUCCAGGUUUGGAAGGCCAUCCAGGUUUGCCUGGAUUUCCAGGUCCAGAAGGGCCCCCAGGGCCUCGGGGACAAAAGGGUGAUGAUGGAGUUCCAGGACCACCAGGACCAAAAGGGAUCAGAGGUCCUCCUGGACUUCCUGGAUUUCCAGGGACACCAGGUCUUCCUGGAAUGCCAGGCCAUGAUGGGGCCCCAGGACCUCAAGGUAUCCCUGGAUGCAAUGGAACCAAGGGAGAACGUGGAUUUCCAGGCAGUCCCGGUUUUCCCGGUUUACAGGGUCCUCCAGGACCUCCUGGGAUCCCAGGUAUGAAGGGAGAAGCAGGUAGUAUAAUUAUGUCAUCACUGCCAGGACCAAAGGGUAAUCCAGGAUAUCCAGGUCCUCCUGGAAUACAAGGCCCAGCUGGUCCCCCUGGUAUACCAGGGCCAAUUGGUCCCCCAGGACCACCAGGUUUGAUGGGCCCUCCUGGCCCACCAGGACUUCCAGGACCAAAGGGGAAUAUGGGCUUAAAUUUCCAGGGACCCAAGGGUGAGAAGGGUGAGCAAGGUCUUCAGGGCCCCCCUGGGCCACCUGGGCAGAUCAGUGAACAAAAAAGACCAAUCGAUGUAGAGUUUCAGAAAGGAGAUCAGGGACUUCCUGGUGACCGAGGGCCUCCUGGACUCCCAGGGAUACGUGGUCCUCCAGGUCCUCCAGGUGGUGUGAAAGGUGAGAAGGGUGAGCAAGGAGAGCCUGGCAAAAGAGGUAAACCAGGCAAAGAUGGAGAGAAUGGCCAACCAGGAAUUCCAGGUUUGCCUGGUGAUCCUGGUUACCCUGGUGAACCAGGAAGAGAUGGAGAAAAGGGUCAAAAAGGUGACACUGGCCCACCUGGGCCUCCUGGACUUGUAAUACCUAGGCCUGGGACUGGUGUAACUGUAGGAGAAAAAGGAAACAUUGGGUUACCUGGCUUGCCUGGAGAUAAAGGAGAUCGAGGAUUUCCUGGAAUUCAGGGUCCACCAGGCCUUCCUGGACCUCCAGGACCUGCAGUUAUAGGUCCUCCUGGACCCCCUGGCUUUCCUGGGGAAAGGGGACAGAAAGGUGACGAAGGUCCACCUGGAAUUUCCAUUCCUGGAUCUCCUGGACUUGAUGGACAGCCUGGGGCUCCUGGCCCUCCUGGCCCCCCUGGCCCUCCCGGCCCUCACAUCCCUCCUAGUGAUAAGAUAUGUGAAGCAGGCCCUCCUGGCCCUCCAGGAUCUCCAGGUGAUAGAGGACUCCAAGGAGAACAAGGAAUGAAAGGUGACAAAGGUGACACCUGCUUCAACUGUAUUGGAACUGGUGUUUCAGGGCCUCCAGGUCAGCCUGGUUUGCCAGGUCUUCCAGGUUCCCCAGGAUCUCUUGGUUUCCCUGGACAGAAGGGUGAAAAAGGACACGCUGGUGCAACUGGUCCCAAAGGAUUAACCGGCAUACCAGGAGCUCCAGGAGCUCCAGGCUUUCCUGGACCUAAAGGUGAACCCGGUGACAUCCUCACACUUCCAGGAAUGAAGGGUGACAAAGGAGAUUUGGGUUCCCCUGGAGUUCCAGGGCUUCCUGGUUUACCUGGCACCCCUGGACAGGAUGGAUUGCCAGGACUUCCUGGCCCCAAAGGAGAACCUGGUGGAAUGGCUUUUAAGGGUGAAAGAGGUCCCCCUGGGAACCCAGGUUUGCCAGGUCUCCCAGGAAAUAGGGGGCCUAUGGGCCCUGUUGGUUUUGGCCCUCCAGGUCCAGUAGGUGAAAAAGGCAUACAAGGUGUGGCAGGAAGUCCAGGCCAACCAGGAAUACCAGGUCCUAAAGGUGAUCCAGGUCAGACCAUAACCCAACCAGGGAAGCCUGGCCUGCCUGGUAACCCAGGCAGAGAUGGUGAAGUAGGUCUUCCAGGUGAACCUGGACUCCCAGGCCAGCCAGGCUUGCCAGGAAUACCUGGUAGCAAAGGAGAACCAGGUAUCCCUGGAAUCGGGCUUCCUGGACCACCUGGUCCCAAAGGUUUUCCUGGAAUUCCAGGACCUCCAGGAGCACCUGGAUCACCUGGAAGAAUUGGUCUAGAAGGUCCUUCUGGACCACCAGGCUUUCCAGGACCAAAGGGAGAACCAGGAUUUGGGCUACCUGGGCCACCUGGGCCUCCAGGACUCCCAGGUUUCAAAGGAAUACUUGGUCCAAAAGGGGAUCGUGGUUUCCCAGGACCUCAAGGUCCUCCAGGACAAGCUGGCUUGGAUGGGCUACCUGGACCAAAAGGUGACAUUGGACCAAAUGGACAACCUGGGCCAAUGGGACCUCCUGGGCUGCCAGGAACAGGUUUUCAGGGACCACCAGGGCCACCAGGAAUUCCUGGACCAAUAGGCCAACCUGGCUUGCAUGGACUACCAGGAGAGAAGGGGGAUCCAGGGCCUCCUGGAUUUGAUGUUCCAGGACCUCCUGGUGAGAGAGGCAGUCCAGGGAUCCCUGGAGCACCAGGUCCUAUGGGACCCCCAGGAUCACCAGGGCUCCCAGGAAAAGCAGGUGCCUCUGGCUUUCCAGGUGCCAAAGGUGAAAUGGGUAUGAUGGGACCUCCAGGCCCACCAGGACCUUUGGGAAUUCCUGGCAGGAGUGGUGUUCCUGGUCUCAAAGGUGAGGAUGGUUUGCAGGGUCAGCCAGGACUUCCUGGCCCUGCAGGAGAGAAAGGUAGUAAAGGAGAGCCUGGCCUUCCAGGCCUUCCUGGGCCAAUGGAUCCAGAUCUGCUGGGCUCAAAAGGAGAGAAAGGGGACCCUGGCCUACCAGGUAUUCCUGGAGUUGCAGGGCCAAAAGGUUACCAGGGUUUGCCUGGAGACCCAGGGCAACCUGGACUGAGCGGACAACCUGGAUUGCCAGGACCAUCAGGUCCCAAGGGUAACCCUGGUCUCCCUGGAAUGCCAGGACUUACAGGACCUCCUGGACUUAAAGGAAGCAUAGGUGAUAUGGGUUUUCCAGGCCCCCAGGGUGCAAAAGGGUCUCUUGGACCUCCUGGAGUUCCUGGACAACCUGGCUCCCCAGGAUUACCUGGACAGAAAGGAGAAAAAGGUGACCCUGGUAUUUCAGGCAUUGGUAUUCCAGGUCUUCCUGGGCCAAAGGGUGAACCUGGUCUGCCUGGAUACCCAGGGAACCCUGGUAUCAAAGGUUCUAUGGGAGAAACUGGUUUGCCUGGAUUACCAGGGACCCCUGGAGCAAAAGGACAACCAGGCCUUCCUGGAUUUCCUGGAACCCCAGGCCUUCCUGGACCAAAAGGUAUUAAUGGUCCUCCUGGGAACCCUGGCCUUCCAGGAGAACCUGGCCCUGUAGGUGGUGGAGGUCGUCCUGGGCCACCAGGGCCUCCAGGUGAAAAAGGCAAACCAGGUCAAGAUGGCAUUCCUGGACCAGCUGGACAGAAGGGUGAACCAGGUCAGCCAGGCUUUGGAAUCCCAGGACCCCCUGGACUUCCAGGACUUUCUGGUCAAAAGGGUGAUGAAGGAUUACCUGGCAUUCCAGGAAACCCUGGCCUUCCAGGUCCAAAGGGUGAACCAGGCUUUCAUGGUUUCCCUGGUCUGCAGGGUCCCCCAGGCCCUCCUGGUUCUCCAGGUCCAGCUCUGGAAGGCCCUAAAGGCAGCCCUGGACCCCAAGGUCCUCCUGGGAGACCAGGUCCACCAGGUCCAGAAGGUCCCCGGGGUCUACCUGGAAGUGGGGGUAUUAAAGGAGAAAGAGGUAACCCAGGCCAACCUGGGCAACCUGGUUUGCCUGGUUUGAAAGGUGAUCAAGGUCCUCCAGGACUCCAGGGUAACCCUGGCCGGCCAGGUCUCAAUGGAAUGAAAGGAGAUCCUGGUCUCCCUGGUGUUCCAGGAUUUCCAGGCAUGAAAGGACCCAGUGGAGUACCUGGUUCAACUGGCCCUGAGGGGGAUCCAGGACUUAUUGGCCCACCAGGUCCCCCUGGAUUACCUGGUCCUUCAGGACAAAGUAUUGUAAUCAAAGGAGAUGCUGGCCCACCAGGGAUUCCAGGCCAGCCUGGAUUGAAAGGUUUACAAGGACUCCCAGGACCUCAGGGUUUACCAGGUCCAAUUGGCCCUCCAGGAGAUCCUGGACGCAAUGGACUCCCUGGCUUUGAUGGUGCAGGAGGACGCAAAGGAGACCCAGGUUUACCAGGCCAGCCAGGUACUCGUGGCUUGGCUGGUCCCCCUGGGCCAGAUGGAUUGCAGGGUCCUCCAGGUCCCCCUGGAACCUCUUUUAUUGCCCAUGGGUUUCUCAUCACACGUCACAGCCAGACAACAGAUGCUCCACAAUGCCCGCAGGGAACCAUCCAGGUGUAUGAAGGCUUUUCUCUCCUGUAUGUACAAGGAAAUAAAAGAGCUCAUGGUCAAGACUUGGGAACAGCUGGCAGCUGCCUUCGUCGUUUCAGUACCAUGCCUUUCAUGUUCUGCAACAUCAAUAAUGUUUGCAACUUUGCUUCAAGAAAUGAUUAUUCUUACUGGCUCUCCACCCCAGAGCCCAUGCCAAUGAGCAUGGAACCCCUGAAGGGCCAGAGCAUCCAGCCAUUCAUUAGUCGAUGUGCAGUAUGUGAAGCUCCAGCCGUGGUGAUUGCAGUCCACAGUCAGACCAUCCAGAUUCCCCGUUGUCCUCAGGGAUGGGAUUCUCUCUGGAUUGGUUAUUCCUUCAUGAUGCACACAAGUGCAGGGGCAGAGGGCUCAGGCCAAGCCCUGGCCUCCCCUGGUUCCUGCUUAGAAGAGUUUCGUUCAGCUCCCUUCAUUGAGUGUCAUGGGCGGGGGACCUGCAACUAUUACGCCAACUCCUACAGCUUUUGGCUGGCGACUGUAGAUGUGUCAGACAUGUUCAGCAAACCUCAAUCAGAAACGCUGAAAGCAGGAGACUUGAGGACACGUAUUAGCCGAUGUCAAGUGUGCAUGAAGAGGACAUAA